This is a messenger RNA of Vanrija pseudolonga, 288 nucleotides long. RefSeq lists its product as uncharacterized. The transcript has a single exon. The coding region runs from base 1 to 288 and encodes 95 amino acids. The record is from RefSeq and is a predicted model, not a curated record. NCBI's taxonomy places the organism in Eukaryota, Fungi, Basidiomycota, Tremellomycetes, Trichosporonales, Trichosporonaceae.
AUGGCCCGCGAAAAGCGUGUCGUGUCGCCAGAACACAUUCGUAAGUUGUUCCCCGGCCACCCCACGGCUCGGACAUGGGACUACAUAUGGCGUCUCCGGUACGAGACGCACCACGUCAAGGGCUUCCAGUCCCGUAAGCAACUUUUUGAGACAUGGCUGACUUUAGACCGCGCCCAGACGGUGCAAGGCCGUUUUGGCAUUGCUGGACUGGGUAACGAUGACCCAGACGGCGUGUACGACGACGCGUACGACUCGUACGACGAGUACGGCAGCGAGGAGGAAGCUUGA